CUCUCUCUGCUCUUUCCAUGUUUUGAGUGUUUUCCACGCAAACCAUUUAUUGCUUCCUCCUUCUUCUUCCUCUACUGACAUACACCACCAACACCACACAUCUUAUCUGCAUUCACUCAUUCAUCUUGCAAACUUCAUCUUACCCAUUUCCCAUUAUCUCCAACACUCGCACAUUCUGUUUCUUGAAAGAAAAUAACCGUAAAAAAUAACUAAUUUUUAUCAGAAGUUUCUUUCUUUUCUUUGCUUUGUUGAUGAUAAUGGAGAAAAAACGAUCCAAGAGAAGCCUCCUCAGCUUCUUUGGUUGGAAUGGAAAAUCUCAGAAGAAGCUCUUUGUAGAUGUUGCAAACCAAGCAAAGGAAAACAUUGAAUCCAUGCCAAUCUCACAGAUAAAGAUGGAUGAAAAUGUAGAAAGUCCCAGUAGUAUUGCAUGUAGUGAUUUUAGCUUUUCCUUAUCAAUUACUAGUAGUGAUGAUUCUGAAGAAUGUGAGACUAGUAAUAACUCCCCAGGGCUAGUAGCUAAACUCAUGGGUUUGAAUUCAUUGCCUCCAGUUUCAGCUUUCUCUCAUGUAGAUUUCAUAAACAUGCCACUUGAAUCAAACAAUAACCUUUUGUCCCCUAUCAAAAGCCAUGGUUAUAUGAAACCUAAGAAUGCAGCAAGUAUAGUGUGUGAGGAAAGUCCUCAACCAUAUAUGAGAAACAGAAUGUCUUCCUUGAGAACUCUUGAACUGCAAGAGAAGUCGGAAGCGGAGUGGCAUGAAUCCAGGUUCAAUGUGAAUGGAAAAGCUACUGAGAGGAGAAGAAACUUAUGUAAGACUGCUCCAACCUUCAAAGACUCGAGAGAUUCGGGAAAUAGUAGUUCCCUGCAUGGUAAAGGAAAAUCUGUUUCACUUGUAACACCAUCUAAAACCGAUGUUCGAAGUAGGGAUACAUUGAAUUUGAAUGGAAAUAGGAGAUGCAUGAAGCAGAAAGAGAUGAAAUCGAACCAAAAAAAUUGUAUUGGUCGAAACAGCAAUGUUCUUAGGAAGAAUGGUUUAACCAGCAAAGGUGAAUCAACUUCAAAAGUACUUAACAGUAAGCCAACACGAACCCGUUCUUCGGAAAAUUUGACCGGAGCUAGGAGGACAACAAACAAAUGUAUUGUUAAUUCCAGCAUUGAAUCCAAAAGGUUGAGCACGAGAGUUGCUGAUAAGCAAAAGGAGUUUUCACUAUCCAAAAGAAAGAAUUCUUCUUCCCAAAAGAAGAGGUGUGAUCAGAAUGGUGCGCGAGGUUAUGAUAACGCAGUUAACACUUAUGAAAGCAAGUCCAUACAAUGUAAUGUCACAAAUGUUACAACUGAUGAAAGUAUUUACAAUGAUUCAUUUAGCAUGAAAGAAAGCAGGGAUGUCAUUUCAUUCACAUUUACUUCUCCAUUGAGGAGAAACAAGCCUGAGUCGCGAACCACUACCGAGCAAGCGAUGGAAACAAGGACCGGAAUUGAUGUCAAUUCUUUUGAUCACAGUGAUGAGAUUUAUCCCGAAAAGUUAUCAUUAUCUCCUACCAGGUUUCAUCUAAUAGAUGUUGAUGCAUUAAGUGUCAUGUUAUCUCACAUUAACCCACCUCAAUGCACCUUGGAAGUAGAAGAUUGUUCUGUUGGUUUUGAAUCUAUUUCGGAGGACAGAUUUAACAGCAUGAUAUCAGAACCAAUAGAAGACAGAACAGUUUAUUCUUCCAUGCAAGAUGAAGAAGUAUCUAGCUCUCAAAUAGAUGAAUCUAUAACACCAGAACACAAGAUGAAUUGGCCUGAGAAAAGCUCUACAAGAUCAGAAAGGAUGAUGGAACUUGAAUAUGUAAAGGAUAUACUCAGCAAUGCCGAAUUGAUGGCAGAAGAAUUAGCAGUGGAUGAAACCGAAAAUACGAUAAUGCCGAGUCUCUUCGACACGUUGGAGAAUCAGAGAACUGAAGUAGAACGGUAUGAAGAGUACUCUAAGAUUCAAAGGAGGGCUAUAUUUGACUGUGUAAGUGAGUGUUUAGGAUCAAAAUGUAGGCAAGUUUUUGUUGCAAAGUGCAAAACAUGGCCUAGAUGGGUAACAUUUAUGAGGAAGAGGUGGUUAACAGAAGAAGUAUACAAGGAAAUAUUGGAGUAUAGAAGCAUGGCAGAAGAGGUAGUUGUUGAUGAGAUUAUCAGAAAGGACAUGUGCACUCCAUUGGAUAGAUGGCUUGACUUUGACAUUGAAGCCUUUGAAAGUGGCUUAGAAAUUGAGCUUGACAUAGUAACCUCUUUGAUAGAUGAAUUGGUUUCUGAUUUGUGGCUUGUUUAAACCCUUGGUAUUAGACAUUAGGUUAUUGGCCUUUUCAUAUUUUUUCUGUUUUUUCUUCUACUCAA
This is a messenger RNA of Vicia villosa (hairy vetch), 2362 nucleotides long. RefSeq lists its product as uncharacterized. The record is from RefSeq and is a predicted model, not a curated record. Bases 252 to 2297 code for a protein of 681 amino acids. The transcript has 3 exons. Lineage: Eukaryota; Viridiplantae; Streptophyta; Magnoliopsida; Fabales; Fabaceae.